AUCACAACGGUCGAAUCAGCGACAAGAAAUCGAAGUUCUUUGACACUUUCUUGUUGCAAUAGUAACUCGAUCCUCGUAUCCUCUGGAGAUCAACCUGAAAGUGUAAUAACAAGAUGACAGACCUGCUGGAUAUCGAUGUUGAUUCGACCCAAGCUGAGGUCGUGACUCUGCUUAUUCCGUCCAACGGUUCUACGUUGUCCAAGUACAAGCAUGUCAGGAGCCUACAAGCAAUCUGUUGCUGUCCGGCCGAAGCCGCUAUUUUUGGAGUCAGACUCCGUGACCUCAUAGAAAACGGAGAAUCUCAAGUGGAAGACGUGACUCUCUUCUUCCGUGCCGAUCAACCUGGGAUGAUGCGAUUGAUUCAAGGGCAGGUGACGGAAACUGCAGCAGCCAAACUGAAAUCUGGCAGUGUCACUUGCGAGGUCUCUGAUGGAAGCUUCCACCACUACGGACACAUUUUCCGCGACUAUCUCUCCACUCCAGACAGUGACAGCAAUCCACCUUCCAGAGAAAUUCAUCUCAUUGGCGACAUGCUUGAGCGCAUUCCUUCCCAAGAGCGCGAAAAAGCCACAAAGUCGUUGGCAAAUCUCAGAAACGUUGUCUCUCUGACGAUCCAGAAUAGACGUACAGUCCUGGGAUCUUUCCCCUCCUUGCUGAACGCUUUGACAAGUUCGCAGUCUGGUGCUGAUCCAACUCUCAAGUUCCUAACACUCACGUCCAUGAUGGGCAACUCUCUGCUGGAAGCUGGUGCUGCCGUGGCUUUCACGGAACUUUUGAAAGUAUCCAGCCCUUCAUUGAAGACACUCCGGCUGCAGUGCAUUCGAUUGAACACGGACAAUCUUGGGCCCCUCAGAGAGGGCUUGGCUUCCUGCUGCAAUCAACUGGAGCGUCUCGAAUUCAGGCGAUGCAAGUUUGACUCGAACUUUCUGCAGAUCCUGGGGCCAUUCUUGCGUUCUACUCAGAGCCUGUGUGGACUGCAAGUCGAAUUUACGGAGUUUGCCGACCAAAGGACCUUCUUAGGCCUUCUCGAGGCGCUCAAAGAAAACAAGACGAUACGGGUGCUGAAUCUGGCACGCCUACACCCCAACGAAGACGAAGAGGGCGAACCACUGUGGAACGGCGUCGUCACCGGAGAAACAAUCCGUGAUCUGGUCAUCGAACACCCACAUUUGCAAAGGCUAUGCUUGAGUCGCUGCAUAGGUAUUUCAACACCAAACCUAGAGAAGAUUGCACAUGGCUUGAGAGGCAGCGGGAUGAAACGGUUCGGAAUUCCCUUUUGUCAGAUCGAUGACGAUGGAAUCCGCGCGUUGGUCGAUAUCAUGUCGUCGCCAAGCGAGAGCCCUUCCCUGGAGUGGCUAUGGCUAGCAGGGAAUUAUGUUGGGGAGCAAGGGGCUGAAUCCAUAUCACGCUACAUCUCACAGCCAUCCUGUUUGUUGCAGCGAUUGGACCUGAGUUGCUGCCAUUUGUCCGAUUCGGGGCUGCUUGCCGUCCAGGAGGGUCUGGUCAAGAACAAGUCGAUCCUAGCAUUGGAUUUGUCAUUGAAUGGGAGCAUCACCUUGAGUGGGUGGAGAUCCCUAGCAGAGAAUUUGCCGAAACUGACAAAUCUGCGUUCGUUGAAGAUUCGGUGUCCCAGGCUAGAGAUUCACUUGUCGGACGAUGCAGAGGAGCGCAAACAGGAGAUUGCAGGUCUGAAUAACGCUUUUCUGAAAGGUCUCGACGGAAACAUAUCCCUGACCGCAUUGACAAUCCGCUUUUCUCGCGAACCGCUUGAUCCUGAAAUUGCUAGCAAGCUGGCGUUUUAUUGUCAACGCAACAAAAUGUUCGCCCACAUACCCUCAACACAAUCCCAGGAGGGUCUGGGUGUGCAACUAUGGCCCUUCCUUCUCCGCAAGGCGUACGUUCAGGGCCCCGAGUUGCAUCCCUUAUCACUAGCUUUCCAUCUGUUGCGGAAUCAUCAUGCAGAUGUGUUCUCUCAAUCUGUUGUCGAGAAACGACAUCACAAACGUCAAAAACUGGACGUUGGCAAGUGAGAUGCAGAUCGAUUAUUUGGAGGCCUCUACCGUUCAAGUCAAGUUCGAUGGUGAUUUUUCUCAGCACACUUCUUUUCAACUCGAUUCCGUGGCACUUUGAUUUUUGGAGGGUCCAACGGCAGGGUCCCAUUGUCAGUUUACCGGUACCGGUACUCCUCAUAGAUGAAGUACAGUACAUGACGUUGCAAAGGCAACAAGCGGCUGGUGUGCUGGGUGCGGGUGUUGGGUGUUGGGGGCUUUGGUCAUUUUAUUACCACAAUCAUUAGUUGGGGUUUUCAAGCAAGCUGAAAAUCACAUUCCUCUGCAAAUUUGGUUUCACUUCUCUCUAACACUGCUCCCAAACAAAUCUCCCGAACAAUUUCAGUAUUCUAUAGUAUUACUUGUGAAUUAUCAGUGGAAUUCUUUUAGGAUUUUGCAGACGAUUUUUUUCUCGAUUUUUGUGCCCACCACAUUGCAACCUAUUAAUACUAAUACACACCGCACCCUACUGGUAGGAAUUUUAAAAACCUUCAGAGCUCCUG
Messenger RNA from Seminavis robusta, 2551 nucleotides. The record is from the annotation of a GenBank genome assembly. Lineage: Eukaryota; Bacillariophyta; Bacillariophyceae; Naviculales; Naviculaceae.